This is a messenger RNA of Effrenium voratum, 831 nucleotides long. NCBI's taxonomy places the organism in Eukaryota, Dinophyceae, Suessiales, Symbiodiniaceae. The record is from the annotation of a GenBank genome assembly.
GUCUCAAAAUCGACGAUCAAGCUGCCGAUUGGCAUUUAGGUAGUAGCAGCCAAGUGUUUGGCUCCUGCCAUGAGUGCGACACAGGCUGGCCAACAGGAGCCUAACAAGCUCAGAAGCCCGGUGCGGCAGGCGCGGCUUUGGCUGCUGGUGCUGGCCCUGCAUGCCUCGCUAGGCGCUUGCCUGCCUCGAAGCCUUAGUCCGAGGCUGCCGGCCAGGGCGAAGGUGGCCAGGCAAGCAGCAGAGGCAACACCGGCAUCCAUUACGAUCUCCAAGAAGAUGAGCGAGCUUGAUGAGCGAGUCAAAGCCGUCGAGAAGCCCGAAGAGGAGAUGUUCUGGAGGGUCCUGGCAUAUUGCACGGCCUGCCGGACGCCCUGGUGCAAGCUGCCUUGGCGACGGCACACCUGUUUGAAAGGUGAUGCCAAGGCUGAGGGCGCGCAGGGCAACCGUUGCGACAUGUCGUGGGAAGACUACACCGACAUCCUGACGAGGUCGGUGCCGCUGAUCUCCCAUAAGAAGGCGCAAAUCUUAACGCGGGAGUGCUGGCGUGAGGGCGAUGCAGACCCCAGCGGCAUCGGCGUGGUGACCGUCUGCAUCGUGCCCAAGGUGGCAGCCGAGGAGUAUGGGCAACAGCUCUGCAACAAUGGAGCCUUGGACAGUAGGAGGGAACAUGUCCAGCCAGGCUAGGAACUAAUUGGUGGCUUCUCUUGAAAUUCCUGAAAGGCGGCCAGCAUGGGUCCCUGCAACCAAGUUGGGUCACCCUAUAUAACAAGAACAUAGUCUGUAGCUUUCGAGGCACUACUAAGUGGGUGUUUGGAUGCAUGUCGUACAAAC